This is a messenger RNA of Anoplopoma fimbria (sablefish), 1651 nucleotides long. RefSeq names its product proteinase-activated receptor 2-like. Gene Ontology annotation, cellular component: membrane. The coding region runs from base 125 to 1255 and encodes 376 amino acids. The transcript has 2 exons. Gene Ontology annotation, biological process: blood coagulation; phospholipase C-activating G protein-coupled receptor signaling pathway; thrombin-activated receptor signaling pathway. Gene Ontology annotation, molecular function: thrombin-activated receptor activity. The record is from RefSeq and is a predicted model, not a curated record. Lineage: Eukaryota; Metazoa; Chordata; Actinopteri; Perciformes; Anoplopomatidae.
CACACCUCUGACAUCACCUGAGAGGCGUGUCUCGGUCGGUCAAACCCCGGCUCCGUGGGACCGGGAUGGCAGUUAAAGAAGCGCAGCCACACCCGCGGACAGGGCUCGGUAUCUGGGAGCAGUCAUGGCCGACAGGACGCGAUGCUUUCAGCCGCUCCUGCUGCUGUGUUUGCUGCACACCUGCGCGUCAGAGCAAGAUGGACGAGGCCUCACCGGUACGGAGACCAACGAUGGGGUUUGGGUCAGCUCCAUCGCCAAACAAGUCCUGAGCAGCCCCCUCACCACCGUCUUCCUCCCCAUCGUCUACAUCGUCGUCUUCGUCGUGGGGCUUCCCGCCAACGCCCUCGCCAUCUGGGUCUUCCUCUUCCGGACCAAGAAGAAGCACCCGUCCUCCAUCUACAUGGCCAACCUCGCCCUGGCCGACCUGCUCUUCGUCAUCUGGGUGCCCUUGAAGAUCGCGUACCACUUGAACGGCAACGACUGGAUCUACGGUGACGGACUCUGCAAGGUGCUGGUGGCGUUCUUCUACGGCAACAUGUACUGCUCCAUCGCCUUCAUCGCCUGCAUCAGCGUGCAGCGGUACUGGGCUGUGGUCUACCCGCUGUCCCACCACCAGAAGGCCAACUCUGUGGCCAUCGGCGUCUCCGUCGCCAUCUGGGUGACGGUCUGGCUUAUCACGAUCCCGCUCUACCUCUACGACCAAGAGGUCCGCGUGAGCAACAUGGGAAUCCUCACCUGCCACGACGUCACCAAACCCAGCCAGAAGAAAAUGGCGGCGGGCUACUUCCUGACGAUGGGGACUCUCGGUUUUGUCGCCCCCACCGUCGUCUGCAUCAUCUCCUACGUCCUCAUGCUCAAGGCCCUCAGAAACAGCAUGGCGGACCCAGCCAUCGCCAAGAGGCGUCGGAAGGCCGUGGUCCUGAUCGUCACGGUGCUGGUGAUGUUCCUGGUGUGCUUCGUCCCGAGCAACAUCAUGCUGCUGGUGCACUACAUCCUCCUUCUGGGCGGGGCGGAAAACAACCUGUACGGGUUCUACGUGUCCACGCUGUGCCUGGCGAGUCUCAACAGCUGCCUGGACCCGUUUGUGUACUACUUCAUCUCGGAGGACUUCAGGGAGCACGUGAAGAACACGUUCCUCUGCAGGAGCGAGCGGACGGUGGAGAGGAUGAGGGUCUCCUUCAGCGCACUAAAGUACUCCAAGAAGAGCAACAAGUACACGUCGGAGUCGGGGAACACGCAGAGCACCGAGUGCUGACUCAUCAUCUUUAUGGAUUUCUUUCAUGUGACUUCCUUUGUCUCUGUGAGGAAACUUUGAAGAUUCAUCUGUUUUUAAAAACCUCCUCGAAGCUUUGAGCUGUCUAAGUAAAUGUAAAUGCAGUUUUAUUUUUAUAUCUUGGAUAAUACAUCUGAUAUUUAAUAAGAAGUAUCCAUGCAGUUUUAUUGGUUUUCUUUGGGACGUGAAUUAUGUUUUGUUUUUUUAUUGUAUCUGAUCGUUUAGUCCAAGCUGAGAUUAAUUCUUUGUCAGAGUUUUGACGUGCCAAAAGUCUUAGCAUGUUGUGUGAUACAUGAUACAAGCUUGACAUGUGUUUGUAUAUCUCUAUUAUGUGUUUUUGAAGUAAUCGUUUCAAAGUGUGUCAAUAAAUGUAAAUGU